Molecule: messenger RNA, 4685 nt
Organism: Loxodonta africana (African savanna elephant)
Lineage: Eukaryota; Metazoa; Chordata; Mammalia; Proboscidea; Elephantidae
Gene: TMEM167B
Product: transmembrane protein 167B
Exons: 3
Coding region: 128-352 (74 amino acids)
Source: RefSeq, a predicted model, not a curated record
CUACGGCUCCUGCUGGUCGCCGCGGCCCGGAUCGGGAAGUGUCAAGCGGGAGCCGGCUUCCCCCGCCUUCGCUUCGUCGCUACCACCGCUGACCCCAGAGCCCCUAACAGGCCUGGGCCCAGCCGCCAUGACGAACGUGUACUCCUUGGAUGGGAUUCUGGUAUUUGGUUUGCUCUUUGUUUGUACCUGUGCCUACUUCAAGAAGGUACCUCGUCUUAAAUCCUGGCUGCUAUCAGAGAAGAAGGGAGUUUGGGGUGUGUUUUACAAAGCCGCAGUGAUUGGAACCAGGCUGCAUGCGGCAGUGGCAAUCGCCUGUGUAGUAAUGGCCUUUUACGUCCUGUUUAUAAAAUGAAUUCCUCAGCAUCCAACUCAUCAACUGCCAACCAAGGGGAUGGGGGUGAAGAACCUGUUGGGGUCCUGGGCCCAGCGUAGCAGAGUUCAGCUAAAAUCAUCAAAGUCGCCAGGAUGACACCACAGCAUCCGACCUUACCACAUGUGGGGAAAACUCCUCAUGGUCACAAACAUUGUUUAUGCUUCAGGGGACUCCAGAAAGCCAACUUCCUUUGAUUUACAUGCAGAUCACUCCUCAGCAGAGAGCAUAUGAUGUCCAGAUAAAUUGCAAGAUAAGAUUGUAUACCUCUUGCUUACAAACAUGUCACUUGUUUUGUUCUUCAGCCCCUCAUCAGGAUCUUUUCAAACCGAGACUCAGUAGGGAAGGACACAGGCUGUGUUGAGACCUCCUGGAAGGGGAUAAUUUUCAAGACUUGACUUCUUUUCCUGUUUGAUUUGGAUUGAGCAAAUAGGAAACUCGGGGGAGGCCUGGGUGCAGUGCCAAGAAAUUGUUUGGCUUUAGAAAUUUAUCUUUCAUAAACCCAUCUGGGAACAUAAGAGACAGACAUGGCCCUCAUUGCAAAAAGAGAACACAUGAAGUAGCUGUGCUGUGUGCUGGUAGCUUGGGAGGUUUGCCAAGAGAAUCUGGGCGUACAUAAGGUUUGAGAAAUGAUAAUCUGUGAUGAGACCAGAAAAUAGUGACUUAAACAAGAAAAAUAUUCCUGCUCAGCGAUAUCCUCAGAUGGAGACUUCACCCGAUCAAAUGCUAUGUGGAGAGUGAAUCAACCGUUGCUAUUUUCCUAAAGCCUUUUUAUAUUUUCUAAAUUACUUAGUGCUAAAUACUGUUACUCAAGCAGUUUUAAAUGCCUCCACUAGGGGAAAGAGAAGCUAUUGAAGAAAUAAUUGUUUAAUAUAUUUGCAGCUAAGGUAGAAGAAAUAUAGUGCAUUAAUUCGUAUACUAGUAAAUUCAUCUAGUAUAAGAAUUUGUUAUGAUGUUAGAUGGAUGUUUCGUCAUGUUAUCUAAGAUGCAAACUUUUUCUUUGGUUACGUGUAGAUUGUUAUAGCAAUUUUUAGUUGAUUGUUCCUAGCCAUCUCUUAAUUUCCUUCAUAUUACAGUACUCUUUAGCUGUUCUUUGGAAACUCUCUUUACUAUGAGAACGUGAAAAAUUUGAAUGAGAGAGGUUGCUGAUAGGCUUGUUCGGACAGAUCAUAGACUCCAUGAAUAAAAUGAGAGUGUUUUCAUGUUUUCUGAAGGAAAACAGGUUUGCAAUUGAGAUCGAUGGAUUUUUUUCAUAGGGUAUGGUAAGUCCUGAGCAGAUCAUUUUUGAUGACCCAGCAUUUGAAGGAAAGACCUCUCCAUUCCCUCCCACUCAUCUGUAAAAGGAUCAACCAUUAUAUUUACGAACCCUAGACCUUCUCUAUUAAAAAAAGAGUAGGUUUAAAAAUUAAAUAAGAAGCAUAGACAUAGGUCUACCAGUUACGUUGCCCACAAAGGUGAAAACAAGGGAAUUUAUCCUUGAAUUAUCUGUGAACAGGUUAACAGUGGUUGACCCCUGACCCCUAUGUGGCAGUGAAUUAUGUCUUUUGUCGACCUACUCCAAAAGAGCAAAAGCUGCUAGAAAGUUUAGGUUCUAAAAUAUGCAAUUUAGUGUUUUGAGGGUUUCUAGAAGUAGUAGAAAGUCAUCAAGUAAACACUACAUGUGUUCUCAGAGUUGUGGCUGUCACCUCGUCAGGAAUUGGUCCACAGGGUAAAUUUUCAGGUUGUUUUCUUUCCAUGGUCAUUUCCGAGGAUCUUUCAUAGGAGCAUGGAAAUCUAGUGGAACCGGAAGGAAGACUUACACCUUGUGGGUGUGAGUUUGGACCUGUUCACCAAAGGGAAAGCCACUCCCUGGAAAUACAGGUUCAGCAUGUUUUGCACUUGUUAUUUUGUAGCUUUAAUGACUUUUGUUUUCUAAUAAGGCUGAUGUCGCUAAGCUGCUUCACAUUUUAAACUAGUUCCAUUUCACAGUUCUAGUUCAUACCAAUUUUUACAGCCUUCUGGAUGGGCUGAUCUUGACCUAAAGAAAUGCUUUCAUACCACAGUGUACCAGAAAGUACGCGGGGUGAAGGUAAUUUGCAGCAAGAAACAAAUACACAGCUUAUUUCUUUUCUUGACUUGAGGUAAGCAGAUAAGCAGAAACUUGUUUUUUACUUUGGUUGAUGUGUCUUAUACAUUUUUGACUAAAAUUGUAGGAAGUUGUUCUCUGGGGGAGUCUUUUAGAGGUGAAGGACUGGGGAUAGCAAUAUUGCCUCAGAUUCAAACCGGCAUCACCAUAAACCCUGUGUGUCAGGGUGGAAUGAAGUCAGCUCCUUUUUUAUAAUUGAAAUACAAUUUUUUAUUCACCAUUGUCUGCAUAAAUCCUUGAAAAUAAAAUUUCUUUCCCUACAGUAUUUGUCCAUUUUAUUUGUCACGUGCUGAAUUUGUUGAACCUUGUGGAAUACUCCCCUCAAUUCUGCCCACAGAAUACCUUUUCACUUCACAUUAGUGAAUGCCACCAUUCCUGUUAUCCUCUUGUGGUCACUGAAUACAUGAUAUGGUUCAGAACCUGUGCUGCCGGGCUUUCGCCUUAGGGGGAGCUGAUACGCACGCAUGCGUGCGCGUGCGCGCGCGCGCGCGCACACACACACACACACACACACACACACACAAAAUAUAUGGUAAGUUCUGAGGUUUAUUAAGGAUUUUACCUACCACUACUAUUAACCUUCUCCUCCCCAAUACGUUUUACCUACCAGAAAUAUCAUCUGCCAUUACCAGCCAUAAACUUCAUUCAAAUGAGGUUAUCAGGUUAAACAGUCAGGCACCUAGAAAAGUCUUGAGCCAAUAGGAUGUCUGGCCCAUACAAUAGGUACUUUCCCCCCAUUUGUUUAUUCCACAUGCAUAGUGACACUGGCACAAGUACAAAUUAUAAUUUCACAUUUCAUUUUCCAGUAAUCUUCAAAAUAGGACAAUUCUGAUUCACUCGUAUUCCUGAUUCCCUAUUCCUAUUUCACUGAAAAAGGAGGAGGAAGGAACUGAUAACAUUAAUGUUGUCCUGGCUAAUGUGAGCUAACUAUACUUUAAAAAAAAAAAAAAAAUCAAACCCUUUCCCCUCCAGUCAAUUCAGACUCCUGCCCCACAUGGUUUCCAAGGAGCACCUAGUGGAUUCAAACUGUCGACCUUUUGGUUAGCAGGUGUUGCUCUUAAACACUAUGUCACCAGCAUUUCCAGUUAACUAUAUAUUUGCCACUAUUUUUUUACUCUACUAAUUUUGGGGCUUGAGUUACAUAUGUUUUACUGGGUAUGAAAAUCAUACACAUCCUGGCAAUCCAAUUUGAUGACCACAGUUACUAAAUUCUGGGCAGCCAGAGGGCUGUGUAAGUGAGGAGAGAAGGAUAUGCUUGCCUACCUUUACCCCAUUUCACAGAUAUUCUGAUCACCUAGACCUCGGGUUUAAAUAAUCUGUUCCUCACUUUUCCCUUUGGUAAAAUGAUGUUUGCCUUCUCCCUUGGGAGGAGGAACUCCUUAAGGGAACCAAUUCUCUUACUGGUUUGCUGUCUCCAUGGGAAAGGACCCAUUCACCUAUAAAUCUCUUGAGAUUGAAAGAUCUCAUACCAGAAUCUAGAUGUUUUUAAAUUUAAGACAAAGAAAAAUAAAGUCAAGAUCAACGAAAAAGUAUGGAUAUGGAUAUAAAUAUGUAAAAAAAUAUAAAUAUGUAGCUACAGACAAAUCCAAAGACAACCAGGGCGAUUCAGUAUUGUGGGAAUUUGUUCCUCCCUUUCCUGGAACACAGCUUCUCCUCCGAUCCGCGCGGGGGCAGUAACGCGCUCCCUCGACGAGGCCGCGUGCUGUAGCCGCCGCCAGUGCUCAGUGGUUCUUCCCAGAAUCCUCCGAGUGUUUAAAAGAAGGGUGGAUUUCCGCUUCUUUACGGGAGAGAGGCAUGGGGUGAGGUUUGAAUGGAGUUCUGCUGUGUCGCGUGAAAGGCGCGUGCGUGUCGAGUGUGUGAGUGGAUGCGCGAGUGCUAGUGGGCGCGCGUGGAGAGUGCAAGAGGAGUGCGUGCACCCGCUCCUGCGCCCCUCUUCCCGCCUACACCUUGAUCUUAUUUGAUCGGGUCGUGACCCCAGCCCCGCCGGGCCAACCCGAAAUGAAAAGAUCCCCUCCUGCGAAGCCCCUCGGGGCGCUGUGCGGCGAGGCCCUUUGGGCGGCGGUAGCGCUGCGGUCCCCGAGGUCCCGGAGCCGGUCCGAGGGGGCCCGGCGCUCAGAAAUGAUGAACUGAUCAGAUAGACGAGGCUGGGCUUGUCCCGGGCCGCUGAUUAUCGAGGCGAUUCUGAUCUGA